AUGCCAACCCAGAAGCCUACGUUCCAGUCCCUGCCUCUUCGCCCGGACGGCCCACGCGGUAACGCCUGGGGACUCUUCGGGGAGCAUGACGAGAUGGGCAUGCUUAACCUGCUCACCCCUGAGAACACCGCAGCGGCUGCGAAGGAGAUAGUCGAGGGUGUGCGAGUUUCGACCGACUGGGCUCUGAACAGUAUGGCCGUCCCCUGCUUUGGACGAUCGGCCUUUGAGCAUACAGUCAAGAACAAGGCUCCACGUCCCGUGAAUGAUGAUAUCUUGACCUUUAACACCCAGAGCAGCUCUCAAUGGGACGGAUUUCGUCAUUAUGGAUCUAAGGAUGGAUCGUACUACAACGGUUGUUCGCUGGAGGACAUUCAGACCUCGACGCGCAAUGGAAUACACGUCUGGGUCGAAAACGGCGGCAUCGUCGGACGAGGUGUGCUUCUCGACUACGCUAGCUGGGCUGAAGCUCACGACCACCCGGUGAAUUGCUUCCAAACGCAAUCCAUCCCGGUUUCCGUGCUCCAAGAAGUGGCUGCGAGUCAAAAGACGACCUUCCGACCGGGAGACAUUCUGUUCAUCCGGACUGGUUGGACGCGGGCAUACGAGCAACUCUCCGCAGCAGAGUGUCAGCAAUUAGCGGAUCAUAAGGCACCGCCCGUGAUCGGAGUCGAAUCAUCGGAGGAGAUGCUGCAAUGGAUCUGGGAGAAUAGUUUUGCGGCCGUGGCAGGCGACAUGCCGAGUUUUGAAGCAUAUCCUCCUCAGAGCACAGAUUUCUUUCUGCACGAAUGGCUAUUGGCAGGGUGGGGGCUUCCCAUUGGUGAACUGUUCGAUUUAGAGCGACUGAGUCGGGAAUGUCGCCAGCGAGGACGCUACAGUUUCUUCUUCAGCAGUGUACCAUUGAAGGUGCCUGGUGGUGUGGCCAGUCCUCCGAAUGGCGUUCUCAUAGGAAAUGGCAUUGAAUGCCAACUAAUGCCUUUGACAGAUGCAAUCGAUGUCGCUCCCGAAAAACUCGCUGUGCCGGGAACCCGCCGCUGCCCUGUGCGGCCUGCGUGGACGUUGGCGAGACGUGCAUAUACUCCGAGGCUGAAAAGCGCGGAAUACCGCCAAUUACGAUCUCAGUCACAGUCACAGUCGCAAUCGCAAUCGCAAUCGCAAUCGCAAUCACCAUUUCGAGCAAUGCGCAGCUCAUCCAUCGCAGAAAGCGAUUGGUACACUUCUCCUAGUGCGCCGUCGAGUGCGCCGUCUACAGGGGCCCGUUACUCGGAAAGCGAGAUUCCCCUCGAGCGUGAUGACUGGUGGUACAAGGGGACCGACAAUCUGUUACUGAACCGAUCGGGAGAACAUCACUUCGUGGGUGCAUCAUCUACCACCCAUCUGGCCAAGCGCCUCAAUCCUGGCUCCACCAAUCUGGCCUGGGAUGUGCGCCCUCUUUACGAUGAUCCCACGUCCCUCCGACGACCAAUCGCGCGUACUUUACCACAACUACCAAGCUUUGAAUUCGCAAAACGACUCUUCUGGGUUCAAUACGCUUACAUUGGCACCAUAUUCUCUUUGAUCCACCCAAGGCAAUUCGAGGAACGGCUAGACUUUGUCUAUCAUCAGCCGCAAGACUUUUCCCAUCGUGAAACCUGUCUGACCUACUGCCAGGCUCUUUUGGUCAUUGCCUUUGGGCUCAUGUAUUCAGUCAACCAGUGGUCGGGAGAUGAAGGACCACCGGGCUUCAAAUAUUUCAAGCAUGCCCUGCGAUUUUUACCAGAUAUUCACGAAGAAGGCUCUAUUUUCUUUGUUGAGGUGCUAUGCUACGUGGCAUACUACAUGCAGAACCUUAACAGACGAGAUGCUGCUUUUAUCUAUAUUGGGCUCGCUCUACGAAUGGCCAUCUCUCUAGGGCUUCACCAAGAGGUUUUGGAUCCAGGAAUCAGUGAGACAGACCGCAACCGCCGCCGCAGAGCGUGGUGGUCCGUGUAUAGUCUCGACCGGGUUCUCUCAGUAAAAUCUGGCAAUCCUAUUACCAUCCAGGAUGAAGAUAUUGGCAUCACCUGGCCAGCUGCGCUAGAUGGAUCAACCUCUGAUCCAUGGCCAUCAAUUGUCUUGACUUAUUACACGCAGCUCUCCCGUAUCUUAGGACGAAUCGGCGAGGAGAUUUAUCGAAAAAAGCCUCGCUCCGGUUCCAACCUCAUAAUGUCUGUGCAGAGCAUCACCAACGAUCUUGCCAGCUGGCUUCGAUCCAUUCCAGAUGGUCUUCGGAUUGAUUUUACCACACUCGAUACGCACGUCAACCGAGAGACUGUGUCCAUCAACUUGCACUUUUACUCGUGCGUCAAUAUGACUGCACGUCCGCUCGUCUUCUAUAUCAUCCAAAGACGACUCGAUACAGCUGCUCUUAAGACUUCGGCUGGAGAUUGGAAAGCUGGGCUGGCUCCAAAUACUGUCGCAGUCAUCGACAGUUGUAUCACGGCUGCUCGGGCCACCACGAUGAUUAUGGACGCUGCCGCCAAACAUAAUCUCAUUGCUACGUACGGCUACCUUGACGGCGACUACAUUUUCUCCGCUGCGCUACUACUGGUUAUGGUCAACGCGGCAUUCCCUCACAAUGAAGCCAACAUGCGCUCAAUGGAGACAGCUCUCAAUCUUCUUCGGAGUAUGGCCGACAGGGGUAAUUCCUAUCUAGCCUCUCGGCAUUCUCUCCUUCUGGAGCUACGCGCAGCCAUCGAUCCCAAGCCUGUGCCCAACGACGUUGAGCAACUGAGCCCAGGUCUAGUUGCCCCAGACACGCCCAAGAGUGACCAACCGGUGAGUCCAGGAAUUGAAGCAACGAUGCCUAACCCGCCUCCGAUUCUUGUGGACGAGUGGCCACAAGCUCCCGAGUUUCCUUCGUUGGAGGAUAUCUCUUUCCAGAUUGAUAUUGAUGACGAUCCAGCACUGUGGGAGGGCGCAUUGAAUCAGAUUGAUAUUGACAUGGAUACGGACUGGAUUGAGAAUACUCUGAGAAGAUAG
Messenger RNA from Penicillium daleae, 2997 nucleotides. Its product is annotated as transcription factor domain-containing protein. Gene Ontology annotation, molecular function: DNA binding; arylformamidase activity; zinc ion binding. The record is from RefSeq and is a predicted model, not a curated record. Gene Ontology annotation, biological process: DNA-templated transcription. The coding region runs from base 1 to 2997 and encodes 998 amino acids. The transcript has 10 exons. NCBI's taxonomy places the organism in Eukaryota, Fungi, Ascomycota, Eurotiomycetes, Eurotiales, Aspergillaceae.